ACGCGCGAAGAAGGCACCAUGCACCUGCCUCCCCGCCAGCUCCUCCGUCUCCUGCUCCAAGCUCUGGCGGCUCUCUGGAGCCGGCUGGCCCUCCUCUGCCUUUGGGGCCCGGUCCGCCGCAAAGUCUCCCCGAGCUCAGCUCCGAAACCGGGCGCCGUUCCCCCGCCGGUGCCGCUCAGCGUCAACUACCACUUCACCCGCCAGUGCAACUACAAGUGCGGCUUCUGCUUCCACACCGCCAAGACUUCUUUCGUCCUUCCGCUGCAAGAGGCUAAGAGGGGGCUCCGGUUGCUCCAAGAGGCCGGUAUGGAGAAAAUAAACUUCUCGGGUGGUGAACCGUUUCUGCAUGAGCGAGGCACAUUUGUCGGGAAGCUGGUCCAAUUUUGCAAGGAGGAGCUAAAGUUGCCAAGUGUUAGCAUUGUGACCAAUGGUAGUAUGGUUAAGGAGAGAUGGUUCAAAUAUUAUGGGGAAUAUCUAGAUAUUCUUGCCGUAUCUUGUGAUAGCUUCAAUGAAGAAGUCAAUGUUUUAAUUGGCCGUGGGCAAGGGAAGAAAAAUCAUGUUGAAAAUCUUGAAAAACUGAAGAUGUGGUGCCAAAAAUACAACGUUGCUUUCAAGAUAAAUUCUGUGAUCAAUCGUUUCAAUGUGGAAGAAGACAUGAAUGAGAAAAUCAAAGCUCUAAAUCCUGUCCGCUGGAAGAUAUUUCAGUGCUUGCUCAUCGAAGGAGAAAAUACAGGAGAAGAAUCUCUGAGAGAAGCUGAAAGAUUCAUCAUCAAUGAUGAAGAUUUUGAACGAUUUGUGCACCGUCAUAAAGAUCUCCCAUGCUUAGUCCCUGAAUCUAAUCAAAAGAUGAGAGAUUCCUACUUAAUUCUGGAUGAAUAUAUGCGUUUUCUCAACUGCAUAAAUGGCCGGAAAGAGCCUUCUCGGUCAAUCCUGGAUGUAGGAGUAAAAAGUGCUAUACAAUGCAGUGGCUUUGAUGAAAAUAUGUUUUUGAAGCGAGGAGGCAAAUAUGUCUGGAGCAAAGCAGAUAUGGCACUGCAGUGGUGAUCCAACUUGUUAUCUGCUAGAAACGUCUGCAAGCACAAACUGUACUCAUUUUACUCUUCUCUUCAGAGAAAGAUGCUCAAUAGUUUUUUUUAAAGAAACUG
Molecule: messenger RNA, 1145 nt
Organism: Notechis scutatus (mainland tiger snake)
Lineage: Eukaryota; Metazoa; Chordata; Lepidosauria; Squamata; Elapidae
Gene: RSAD2
Product: radical S-adenosyl methionine domain containing 2
Biological process (GO): positive regulation of immune response; defense response to virus
Cellular component (GO): mitochondrion; endoplasmic reticulum; lipid droplet
Molecular function (GO): 4 iron, 4 sulfur cluster binding; catalytic activity
Source: RefSeq, a predicted model, not a curated record